This is a messenger RNA of Penicilliopsis zonata CBS 506.65, 1677 nucleotides long. RefSeq lists its product as hypothetical. The transcript has 4 exons. Bases 1 to 1677 code for a protein of 558 amino acids. Gene Ontology annotation, molecular function: ammonium channel activity. Gene Ontology annotation, biological process: ammonium transmembrane transport. Lineage: Eukaryota; Fungi; Ascomycota; Eurotiomycetes; Eurotiales; Aspergillaceae. Gene Ontology annotation, cellular component: plasma membrane. The record is from RefSeq and is a predicted model, not a curated record.
AUGGCUACCUCGCAAGGCGUCGCACCAUUCACGCCCGAAUACGCAUCCUACAACUGGACGGGGGCUCCAUCGGACUAUGGGUUAACUACAAAUGAGGCAUUGGGUGGAAAUUCACGAACGGAAAAUGUCAAUAAAUGGUUUCAAUCGGGCGAUCAGGCCUACAUUAUUGUGGCCUCGGCGAUGGUGAUGGUGAUGGUGCCGGGUCUAGGCUUCCUCUACUCCGGUCUUGCCCGCCGCAAGUCUGCCCUGAGUAUGAUUUGGGCCUGUAUGGCGUCCAUGUCGGUCAUCACCUUUCAGUGGUACUUCUGGGGAUACUCGCUCGCCUUCUCGCCGACGGCUACCAACGGUUACAUUGGCAACCUACGCAACUUUGGCUUGAUGAAUACUCUAGCGGCUCCGAGUCCGGGCUCGCCGCUGAUCCCGGACCUUCUCUUUGCUUUUUACGAGAUGCAAUUCUGUGCCGUGACAGCUGCAAUUGUCAUGGGAGCGGUUGCCGAACGUGGCCGACUUCUCCCCGCGAUGGUGUUCACUUUUAUUUGGGCGACCGUUGUCUACUGUCCACUCGCCUGCUGGGCGUGGAAUGCUAAUGGGUGGGCCUACAAGUACGGCGUCAUGGACUACGCGGGCGGCGGGCCCGUCGAGAUCGGAUCCGGCCUGUCCGCCUUUGCCUACUCGAUGGUUUUGGGCCGCCGGCAGGAACGCAUGAUGCUCAACUUCCGCCCACACAACGUUUCACUGAUCCUACUGGGAACCGUUUUCCUGUGGUUCGGAUGGCUAGGCUUCAACGGUGGUUCCGCCUUCGGAGCCAAUCUCCGGGCUACCAUGUCCUGCUGGAAUUCCAACCUGACCGCCGCCUUUGCAGCCAUCAGCUGGGUCAUCCUCGAUUGGCGUCUGGCCCGGAAGUGGUCGAUGGUCGGCUGGUGUUCGGGAACGAUCUCGGGUCUCGUCGCUGCCACCCCUGCCUCAGGAUUCAUCACCCCGUGGGCCAGUGUCAUCCUCGGUAUCGUUACGGGCAUCGUCUGCAAUUAUGCGACAAAGGUUAAAUACUGGGUGCGCAUCGACGAUUCGAUGGAUGUGUUGGCCGAACACGGCGUCGCCGGAAUCGUCGGGCUCAUAUUCAACGCAUUCUUCGCCGACGAUGCGAUUGUCGGCCUGGACGGAGUCAACACGGGAACUAAAGUUGGUGGCUGGGUGAUCCACAACUGGAAGCAGCUCUAUGUCCAGAUCGCAUAUGUCGUCGCAACCUGCUCCUAUGCAUUCGUCAUGUCCGCCAUUAUCGCCCUGGCCAUCAACGCCAUCCCGGGACUCAAGCUGCGGGCGUCCGAGGAGGCCGAGCUCCUCGGUAUGGAUGACGACCAGCUGGGCGAAUUCGCCUAUGACUACGUGGAGGUGCGCCGUGACUACCUGGCCUGGACGCCACAGAAGCACGACCAGCUGGAGGACGGCCACGAGAUCCCUGCGCACAGCCGGUACGGCAUCGGCGAGCAUAGCGAGAUGAUGCUUGAGGGCCACGCGCCCGCCCAGAUGAGCAGCCGCGGGGAAAGCCAGGACGAUGGCAUCCAGGAGGUCAAGAUCCUUCCGCCAGCUCCCCGACAGGUUGCCGAACAGACCCGUGCUGGUGAAGCCGGCGGUCUUCCCCCUUCAAACCCACAGGUGUCCGCUGAAAAAUCCGGUUAA